AUGAAUGCACAACGCGAUGCGGCCAGGGUAGCGGCAUCGCCUGCAGCUGCUGACAGAGGAGCCUCAAUACCUUCAUCGUCAUCUACGAGUAAUAUCACGGUAUCGCAUCGAAUCAAAGUCAAGAAUAAUACACAGAAGAAACGGAAGUCGUCCACCAAAGUCAAAACUGGUUGUAUCACAUGCAAGGUACGAAGAGUCAAGUGCGAUGAGACAAAACCAAAAUGCCAGCGAUGUAUCAAAUUUGGUAUAGAGUGUGAUGGUUACAGAAGUCAACCUCCAGUCCGACCAAAGAGAACAGGUGCCCAGCUUAUCCUACCCAAGAAGGAGAAGUUAGGCUCGCCAGAACAUUCUUUUAUAGAAUCAAUAGCUCGCCUGUACGGCGGUAACUUGGACGAGGCAGAUGGGUCCUGCUUCAGACUUUAUCUCGAGGAAACAGCAACGCAGAUCAACAGCGUUUUCCCAAGCUCGCUUUGGGAGCGACUCGUUCCACAAAUCAGCCAGGCGGAACCAUUCGUCCGCCAUGCGAUCAUUGCAAUUGGUGCUUUGGCCAAACAAAGCAAGAGUGAAGGUCGACGAAAGCUGGCAGGAAAAGCUUCCACUACAACAGAUCUUCAGCAUGCCUUGAAACAAUACGACAAGUCCCUCCGAGGGAUGAGAGAUGCUAUAGCUGAUGGUCAGCAUGACUUGCGAAAAGCUUUGAUAGCAUGCCUCCUGGUUUAUUGCUUUGAAAAUAUGCUUGGCAACCAAUUAUCGGCUGCAAAACAUGCCGAAAGUGGACUGAUGCUCUUGUACCAGUGGACGACAGGAAAGAAUCUCCUUGGGGAAACAUGGGGGACGCAGAAACUCUGGACAGAUCACCUCUUUGAAGAAGAUCUUCUUGGAGCAUUCAACUCUCUUGACCUCCAAGUCCUACUUUUUGUCGAUAACAGGAGCAAAGAAGUUCACGAACGUAUGAAGGAAAGCCAAAGCCGCACUAUUUCCUCCAUGCCCCAACAGUUCUCCUCCCUAACUGAGGCUCGACAGUACUGGAAUCUCAUCCUCACCCGCAAUUACCAUUUCAGCAAAUCCAUGCAAGGAAUCGAGAUGGAAAAGAUACAAGAACAACGCACCGAAACUCCUUGGGAGGAUUCGGCUAAUCUCCAAACCGGCGAGCUUCUACUCAGUGACUCUAAAGACGCCCCUGCGUCCCUAAAAGACGAGCACAUAAGAUAUAGAAUCGACAUUGAUAAAUGGACUCUCGCAUCGGCACGUCUUUUCGCGAGCUUGGCUACAGGCGCCGAUGAACGUCAAAAAAUCGGUGCCGCAAUUCUCCAAGUGCAGGCCAAAGUCAAUCAUAUCAUGUUAUCAGGAUCCUUCUUCACAACCGAAACAGCCUACGAUGUUUUCUCCAGAGAAUUCAAAGCCAUCGUCACACUUUCCGAAACCAUUCUUCCUUAUAUCCUCUCAUCGUAUGAAGGUGCUGCACCUCGCUUUCACUUCGAGAUCGGUAUUGUUGCUGCGUUAUACCUCGUCGGAUCCAGAUGCAGAGACUACAAUGUUCGGACAAGAGCUAUCGAACUCCUGUUCUCAUCCAAUAUCAGAGAGGGAGUGUGGGAUGCGUUGAGCGUGGCCCACAUGGCGAAGUGGAUCCGAGAUAUCGAGAUGGAGGGGCUUGAGAAAGGAGCUUCAAUUCCAGAAGAGAAGAGGUUCUUCUUGAGUGCGGUCAAUGUCGACCUGUACCAUCGCAGAGCUCUUCUCGGCGCUACUCAGAGGACGAAAGAAGGCGCCAAGCAGAGGGAAACAGUGUUGACGUGGUAG
Mollisia scopiformis is the source of this 1797-nucleotide messenger RNA. RefSeq lists its product as uncharacterized. The transcript is spliced from 3 exons. Gene Ontology annotation, biological process: regulation of DNA-templated transcription. NCBI's taxonomy places the organism in Eukaryota, Fungi, Ascomycota, Leotiomycetes, Helotiales, Mollisiaceae. The record is from RefSeq and is a predicted model, not a curated record. Gene Ontology annotation, molecular function: DNA-binding transcription factor activity, RNA polymerase II-specific; zinc ion binding. Bases 1 to 1797 code for a protein of 598 amino acids.